Molecule: messenger RNA, 834 nt
Organism: Closterium sp. NIES-65
Lineage: Eukaryota; Viridiplantae; Streptophyta; Zygnematophyceae; Desmidiales; Closteriaceae
Source: the annotation of a GenBank genome assembly
AUGGAAGAAGAAGAAGAAGAAGAAGAAGAAGAAGAAGAAGAAGAAGAAGAAGAAGAAGAAGAAGAAGAAGAAGAAGAAGAAGAAGAAGAAGAAGAAGAAGAAGAAGAAGAAGAAGAAGAAGAAGAAGAAGAAGAAGAAGAAGAAGAAGAAGAAGAAGAAGAAGAAGAAGAAGAAGAAGAAGAAGAAGAAGAAGAAGAAGAAGAAGAAGAAGAGAAGAAGAAGAAGAAGAAGAAGAAGAAGAAGAAGAAGAAGAAGAAGAAGAAGAAGAAGAAGAAGAAGAAGAAGAAGAAGAAGAAGAAGAAGAAGAAGAAGAAGAAGAAGAAGAAGAAGAAGAAGAAGAAGAAGAAGAAGAAGAAGAAGAAGAAGAAGAAGAAGAAGAAGAAGAAGAAGAAGAAGAAGAAGAAGAAGAAGAAGAAGAAGACGAAGAAGAAGAAGAAGAAGAAGAAGAAGAAGAAGAAGAAGAAGAAGAAGAAGAAGAAGAAGAAGAAGAAGAAGAAGAAGAAGAAGAAGAAGAAGAAGAAGAAGAAGAAGAAGAAGAAGAAGAAGAAGAAGAAGAAGAAGAAGAAGAAGAAGAAGAAGAAGAAGAAGAAGAAGAAGAAGAAGAAGAGAAGAAGAAGAAGAAGAAGAAGAAGAAGAAGAAGAAGAAGAAGAAGAAGAAGAAGAAGAAGAAGAAGAAGAAGAAGAAGAAGAAGAAGAAGAAGAAGAAGAAGAAGAAGAAGAAGAAGAAGAAGAAGAAGAAGGAGAAGAAGAGCCAGAGCCAGAGCCGCCGAGCCGCCCACCCGCCCAGCCGCCGAGCAGCCGAGCCGCCGAGCAGCGGAGCCGCCAAGCAGCUGA